AUGAGGGGCCAUGCUGAAGAAACAGUGGGAAGCACCCGAGCGAGAUCAGCAGGACAAGGUGGAUUGAAACGUCAGUCAGAACGAAGUCCAGCUCGAAAUUGCAGCAGUGGAUCUCGACAGAGGAAGCCACGACGAUCUCGAAGCAGGACCGCAGACAGGAAACCUUGGCAAAGUUCAAAAACGGCACAGUACGGUUUCGACCGGCAAAAAAAUAAAACCGAAAAGAACGCUAUCAACAACUUCCUGAGGCGCCUUGUCCGACCAAAACCAAACGAGCCUGCUUCAGCGAGCUUCAAGAACCCGGAGGUUGAAGGUGGGUGGCAAAGCACAAUGACACUAGACAGCCGUUGUUGCGAGAAAAUUUGGCCAAAGGAAGGUCCCACCAAGUGCUUCGUUGGUGAGAUUUGCGGAACCAAGAACGAGGCAGAGGAGUCUGCAAUGGAGAAAUUCUGGCAGGAUCCAGAUGUGCGGAAGACAGCCGCAACCCUUCCACCUUCAGGCCGGAAGGAGUGCAGAACCAGCUGGUGGGCUGGCCAAAAUCAGCAGAAAGCCAGUAACCAGCUACGGCACCAUGCUCGCCUGGAACAGAGACGCGCAGAAAGCGCGCUGAGAUGUCAAGAAGGAAACUAAUUUGACUAUAGGCAAACUUGUUUCACCGCGCCGGCUGCGGCCAGGCUUUCGGUCUGAUCAAAUCCAUGGGCGGUUUUGGUCA
Molecule: messenger RNA, 712 nt
Organism: Cladocopium goreaui
Lineage: Eukaryota; Dinophyceae; Suessiales; Symbiodiniaceae
Source: the annotation of a GenBank genome assembly